This is a messenger RNA of Ceratotherium simum simum (southern white rhinoceros), 4870 nucleotides long. RefSeq names its product reticulon 4 (gene RTN4). Gene Ontology annotation, biological process: brain development; neuron differentiation; endoplasmic reticulum tubular network formation. The record is from RefSeq and is a predicted model, not a curated record. Lineage: Eukaryota; Metazoa; Chordata; Mammalia; Perissodactyla; Rhinocerotidae. Gene Ontology annotation, cellular component: postsynaptic density; neuron projection; endoplasmic reticulum membrane.
CCAGUCCCUGCCUCUCCCUGCCGGGGAGGGUGAGUCACGCCAAACUGGGCGGAGAGUCUGCUGGCCUCUCUCCUUCGCUCGUCUGGGCGGCGGCGGCGGCAACUGGGGACGGGGCGGGUGGCGCAUCACGGGCGCGGAGGCAGGAGGAGCAGUCUCAUUGUUCCGGGGGCCGUCGCCACUGCAGGUCUCUCGGCUCAUUCGGCCCUGCCCCUCUCAGUCCUCCUCAACCCCCACAACCGCCCGCGGCUCUGAGGAGAAGCGUCCCGGCGGCGGCAGCUGCUGCAGCAUCAUCCCCGACCCGCCGGCCAUGGAAGACAUGGACCAGUCGCCUCUGGUCUCCUCGUCCUCGGACAGCCCGCCCCGGCCUCAGCCUCCGUUCAAGUACCAGUUCGUGAGGGAGCCCGAGGACGAGGAGGAAGAGGAGGAGGAGGAAGACGAGGACGAGGACGAAGACCUGGAAGAGCUGGAGGUGCUGGAGAGGAAGCCCGCCGCCGGGCUGUCGGCGGCCCCACUGCCCACCGCCCCCGCCCCCGGCCCCGGCGCGCCCCUGUUGGACUUCGGCAAUGACUUCGUGCCCCCGGCGCCCCGGGGGCCCCUGCCGGCCGCGCCCCCCGCCGCCCCGGAGCGGGCGCCGUCUUGGGACCCGAGCCCCGCGUCGUCGGCGGUGUCCGCGUCAUCCCUGCCCUCCGCUGCCGCAUCCUUGCCCUCCAAGCUCCCCGAGGACGACGAGCCUCCGGCCAGGCCUCCCCCGCCUCCCCCGUCCGGCGUGAGUCCCCAAGCCCAGCCCGCGUGGACCCCGCCCGUGCCGACCCCUGCCGCGCCCCCCUCCACCCCGGCCGCGCCCAAGCGCAGGGGCUCCUCAGGCUCAGUGGAUGAGACACUUUUUGCUCUUCCUGCUGCAUCUGAGCCUGUGAUACACUCCUCUGCAGAAAAAAUUAUGGACUUGAAGGAGCAGCCAGGUAACAUUGUUUCUGCUGGUCAAGAGGAUUUCUCAUCUGUCCUGCUUGAAACUGCUGCUUCUCUUCCUUCUCUGUCUCCCCUCUCAGCUGCUUCUUUUAAAGAACAUGAAUACCUUGGUAAUUUACCAGCAGUAUUACCCACCGAAGGAACACUUCAAGAAACUUCAAAUGAUUCUUCUAAAGAAUUCUCAGAGAAGGCAAAAAAUCCAUUUGUAGACAGAGAUUUAACAGAGUUUUCAGAAUUGGAAUACUCAGAAAUGGGAUCAUCAUUCAGUGGCUCUCCAAAAGCAGAAUCUGCUGUAACAGUAACAAACCCUAGGGAAGAAAUAAUUGUGAAGAGUAAAGAUGAAGAGGAUGGUUUAGUUAGUAAUAACAUCCUUCCUAAUCAACAAGAGUCACCCAUGGCCCUCACUCAAUCAGUUAAAGAAGAGGACCAAGUUGUAUCUCCAGAAAAAACAAAAGACAGUUUUAAUGAAAAGAGAGUUGCAGCAGGAACUCCUAUGAGGGAGGAAUAUGCAGACUUCAAACCAUUUGAACGAGUGUGGGAAGUAAAAGAUACUUAUAAGCAAGAUAGUGAUAUGUUGGCUGCUGGAGGUAAUGUAGAGAGCAAGUUGGAAAGUAAAGUGGGUAAGGAAUGUUUUGCAGAUAGCCUUGAGCAAACAAAUCAUGAAAAUGAUAGUGAGAGCAGUAAUGAGGAUGCUUCUUUUCCCAGUACACCAGAAGCUGUUCAAGAUAGUUCAGGAGCAUACAUCACAUGUGCUCCCUUUAACCCAACAGCAACUGAAAGCAUUUCAACAAACAUUUUUCCUUUGUUGGAAGAUCAUACUUCAGAAAAUAAGACAGAUGAAAAAAAAAUAGAAGAAAAAAAGGCCCAAAUUGUGACAGAGAAGAAUACCAGCACCAAAACAUCAAACUCUUUCCUUGUAGCAACACAGGAUUCUGAGACAGAUUAUGUCACAACAGAUAAUUUAUCCAAGGUGACCUCGGAAGUAGUGGCAAACAUGCCUGAAGGGCUAACCCCAGAUUUAGUACAGGAAGCAUGUGAAAGUGAGUUGAAUGAAGCUACAGGCACCAAGAUUGCUUUUGAAACGAAAAUGGACUUGGUUCAAACAUCAGAAGCUAUGCAGGAGUCACUCUACCCUGUAGCACAGCUUUGCCCAUCAUUUGAAGAAUCUGAAGCUACUCCUUCGCCAGUUUUGCCUGACAUUGUUAUGGAAGCACCAUUAAAUUCUAUAGUUCCUAGUGCUGGUGCUUCUACAGUACAGCCCAGUUUAUCACCAUCAGAAGUUCCUCCUUCAGUUAAUUAUGAAAGCAUGAAACUUGAGCCUGAAAAUCCCCCACCAUAUGAAGAGGCCAUGAAUGUAUCACUAAAAAAAGUGUCAGGAAUAAAGGAAGAAAUUAAAGAGCCUGAAAGUAUUAAUGUAGCUAUUCAAGAAACAGAAGCUGCUUACAUAUCUAUUGCAUGUGAUUUAAUUAAAGAAACAAAGCUCUCUACUGAACCAACUCCAGAUUUCUCUGAUUAUUCAGAAAUAGCAAAAGUUGCACAGCCAGUGCCUGAUCAUUCUGAGCUAGUUGAAGAUUCCUCACCUGAUUCUGAACCAGUUGAUUUAUUUAGUGAUGAUUCAAUACCUGAAGUUCCACAAAAACAAGAUGAAGCUGUGAUACUUGUGAAAGAAAAUCUCAUUGAAACUUCAUCUGAGUCAAUGUUAGAACAGGAAGUUAAGGAAAAACUUAGUGCUUCACCAGCACCUGAGGGGGGAAAGCCAUAUUUGGAAUCUUUUCAGCCCAAUUUAGACACCACAGAAGAUACUUUGUUACCUGAUGAAGUUUCAACAUCAACCCAAAAGGAGAAAAUUCCUUUGCAGAUGGAGGAGCUCAGUACUGCAGUUUAUUCAGAUGAUGGCUUAUUUAUUGCUAAGGAAGCAAAAAUAAGAGAGAGUGAAACAUUUUCAGAUUCAUCUCCAAUUGAGAUUAUAGAUGAGUUCCCUACGCUUGUCAGUUCUAAAACUGAUUCUUCUCAAUUAGACAGGGAAUACACUGACCUAGAAGUAUCCCACAAAAGUGAAAUUGCUGAUGUCCAGGAUGGAGCUGAGUCAUUGCCUUGUUCAGAAUUACCCCGUGACCUUUCUUUCAAGAAUGUACAACCUAAAGGUGAAGAUAAAGUCCAUGUCCCAGAUGAAUUCUCCAAAGAUAGGUCUGAUAUUUCAAAGGUGCCCUUACUGCUUCCAGAUAUUUCUGCUGUGGCGGCUCAAACAGAGAUAGGCAGUAUAGUUAAACCCCAAGUUCUUGUGAAAGAAGCUGAGAAAAAACUUCCUUCUGAUACAGAAAAAGAGAACAGAUCGCCAUCUGCUAUAUUUUCAGCAGAGCUGAGUAAAACUUCAGUUGUUGACCUCCUCUACUGGAGAGAUAUUAAGAAGACUGGAGUGGUGUUUGGUGCCAGCUUAUUCCUGCUGCUUUCGUUGACAGUAUUCAGCAUUGUGAGUGUAACGGCCUACAUUGCCUUGGCCCUGCUCUCUGUGACCAUCAGCUUUAGGAUAUAUAAGGGUGUGAUCCAAGCUAUCCAGAAAUCAGAUGAAGGCCAUCCAUUCAGGGCAUAUUUGGAAUCUGAAGUCGCUAUUUCUGAGGAGUUGGUUCAGAAAUACAGUAAUUCUGCUCUUGGUCAUGUGAACUGCACGAUAAAAGAACUCAGACGCCUCUUCUUAGUUGAUGACUUAGUUGAUUCUCUGAAAUUUGCAGUGUUGAUGUGGGUAUUUACCUAUGUUGGUGCCUUGUUCAAUGGUCUGACACUACUGAUUUUGGCUCUGAUUUCGCUCUUCAGCGUUCCUGUUAUUUAUGAACGGCAUCAGGCACAGAUAGAUCAUUAUCUAGGACUUGCAAAUAAGAAUGUUAAAGAUGCUAUGGCUAAAAUUCAAGCAAAAAUCCCUGGAUUGAAGCGCAAAGCUGAAUGAAAAAGCCUGAAAUAAUUAACAAUAGGAGUUUAUCUUUAAAGGGGAUAUUCAUUUGAUUACAUGGGGGGGGGGGUCAGGGAAGAAUGAAACCUUGACAUUGCAGUUUCACAGAUCCUUAUUUUUAGCAAUGCAGUGUCUGAGGAACAAUUACCUGUCUUGACUGCCAUGUGUUUAUCACCUUAAGUAUUGUAAGCUGCUAUGUAUGGAUUUAAACUGUAAUCAUAUUUGUUUUUCCUAUAUGAGGCACUGGUGAAUAAAAAAAGAUCUGAGAAAGAUAUAGUACACUUUGUUACAGGUAGUCUUGCUGUAUUUUGGGAAUUGCAGAGAAAGUGGAGCUGAAAAAAAUAACCCUUUUCACAGUUUGUGCACUGUGUAUGGUCUGUGUAGAUUGGAUGCAGAUUUUCUGAAAUGAAAUGUUUAGACGAGAUCAUACCACUAAAGCAGGAGUGAAAAAACUUGCCUUUCUGGUAUGUUCUAGGUGUAUUGUGAAUUUUACUGUUAUAUUAAUUGCCAAUAUAAGUAAAUAUAGAUUAUAUAUAUAUCUAUGUAUAGUGUUUCACAAAGCUUAGAGACCUUUACCUUCCAGCUGCCCUACAGUGCUUGAUCUUUCAGAGUCUUUGGUUGUACGUGUGUAGUUCCAAAGCACAUAAGCUAGAAAAAGAAAAAAUAUUUCUAGGAGCACUACCAUCUGUUGUUUUCAACGUGAACCGACGCCAUGCACGUAGAAUUCUUCACAUCAACUUCAUCGCACAGACUUACUGUAGUUAAUUUUGUCACAAACCCUGAAUCUAUGGACUGAAUCUAAUGCUUCCAAAAAUGUUUGCAAAUAUCGAAUAUUGUUAUGCAAGAAAUCAUAAAAUGAAGAUUUAUACAAUUGUGGUUUAAGUUGUACUGAACUAAAUCUGUGGAAUGCAUUGUGAACUGUAAAAGCAAAGUAUCAAUAAAGCUUAUAGACUUAAAAUA